GGCGCCCGGGAUGAAACCCAGGGCCUUAAAGGCUGAGUCAGGCACAACUGGGCCAGAGCCACGAGUCUCGUCGACCUUCGAAGGGUUUCCUGCGUCCGGGGGGUGCCGCUGCGCAGCUGUGGCUGCCACAGGUGCAGAGUCCAGCUGUGCGGAGAGCAGAGCGCUGGUGGACUCCUGCCCAUUUUUUCUUGGGAAGGCCUUUCAGAAAGGUUUGUAGGCAUAUUUCACCCUCUGCCCUUCAAGUCAAGAAGAAAGGUAUAAGGUGGACACCUAACUCCUGAGGAUCCCUGUCUCUGCUUGGGAUCAGGCAUCCUGGUUUUUGAAACAUGAAAACUUCACUUCUCCUGGCUGCCCUUUGCUUGGGAAUAGCCUCAGCUUCUCCAAAACUCGAUCACAGUCUGGAUGCACAGUGGUACCAGUGGAAGGCAACGCACAGGAGACUUUAUGGCGCGGAUGAAGAAGGAUGGAGGAGAGCAGUGUGGGAGAAGAAUAUGAAAAUGAUUGAACUGCACAAUCGGGAAUACAACCAAAGGAAACAUGGCUUCACCAUGGCAAUGAAUGCCUUUGGUGACAUGACCAAUGAAGAAUUCAGGCAGGUGAUGAAUGGCUUUCUAAACCAGAAGCAACACAGGAAAGGGAAAUUGUUUAGAGAACCUCUCUUUGUUGAGAUCCCCUCAUCUGUGGACUGGAGACAGAAAGGCUAUGUAACUCCUGUGAAGAAUCAGGGUCAGUGUGGUUCUUGUUGGGCUUUUAGUGCAAAUGGUGCCCUUGAAGGACAGAUGUUCCGGAAAACUGGCAAACUUGUUUCUCUGAGUGAGCAGAACCUGGUGGACUGCUCUCACUCUCAAGGCAAUCAGGGCUGCAAUGGUGGCUUAAUGGAUAAUGCCUUCCAGUAUGUCAGGGACAACAAAGGCCUGGACUCAGAGGAAUCCUACCCAUAUCUUGGAAGGGAAUCAAAUACCUGUAACUAUAGACCUGAGUAUUCUGCUGCCAACGACACUGGCUUUGUGGACAUCCCUCAGCAUGAGAGGGGCCUUAUGAAGGCAGUGGCGACUGUGGGGCCCAUCUCAGUUGCUAUUGAUGCAGGCCAUUCAUCGUUCCAGUUCUAUAAUGAAGGCAUAUACUAUGAACCAAACUGCAGCAGCAAAGACCUGGAUCACGGUGUUCUGGUGGUUGGCUAUGGCUCUGAAGGAGCACAAUCAGACAGCAAUAAAUUUUGGAUUGUCAAGAACAGCUGGGGGACAGGAUGGGGCAUGAAUGGCUACGUGAAAAUGGCCAGAGACCAGAGCAACCACUGUGGAAUUGCCACUGCAGCCAGCUAUCCCACUGUGUGAGCUGGUGGACAGUGAUAACAGAAGCCUUGAGAAAGGACAUAUCCAGAGGAAUUCUACCUUGAAACUGAUCAAACCUUUAUUGUAUAAGAUGAGAAACUUGAAUCAUCAAGGAUCCAAGUUGUAAUGUGAAUUCUCUGACAUUUUUAAAAGGGUAAAAUGUUACCAGUACUUUAAUUACUACUGUUCUAAAUAGCUUUAUAAUGUUGACUCAUUGCUUAAUUCUAAGACUUUUGAAUUUCAUUUUUUAAAAGGAUAUAUAAAACUUUACCUUUUAAAAUAAAUUUUAAUUCAUUACAUAGA
This is a messenger RNA of Phyllostomus hastatus (greater spear-nosed bat), 1634 nucleotides long. RefSeq names its product cathepsin V (gene CTSV). The coding region runs from base 327 to 1334 and encodes 335 amino acids. Gene Ontology annotation, biological process: immune response. Gene Ontology annotation, cellular component: lysosome. The record is from RefSeq and is a predicted model, not a curated record. The transcript is spliced from 9 exons. Gene Ontology annotation, molecular function: cysteine-type endopeptidase activity. Lineage: Eukaryota; Metazoa; Chordata; Mammalia; Chiroptera; Phyllostomidae.